UGCUCCAGGGGAAGCAGCAGCGUGCGGAGCAGCUCUCCCCAUCCUCCCCCCCCCACUGCAGACCUGGGGGCUGACAUUAAGCAAGCUGCACGCCCCCUGCUCCUCACUGCCAAAACCAACAACCAGAAGUGCUCCUAUUACAGCGCUGGCACUCGCAGCGCUCAUUCAUUCAAGCUGAGACACUCGGAGCAUUUAUUAGGGGCUGCCCGAGGCUCCUCGCAGUCCCUGCUGCAGUCCCACUCCAGCCCAGCCCCAGCCUGGCUAUUCGCAGGAAGCAGCUGCAGAAUGCUGCCUGGAGGAGUGCUUUCUCUGCUCACGCUGUUCUGUGUUUUCAGGGCUUCUGCUUCUGUGCUGGAUGAAGACGACGACUACGAUCUCAUGUAUGUGAAUCUGGAUAACGAAAUCGAAGGUCCGGUUCUGGGCACUGAGGAAUCUGCCUCGUGUGACUGCCAGCGGGAGCACACGGAGUGGGACAAGCUCUUCAUCAUGCUGGAGAACUCACAGAUGAAGGAGAAUAUGAUGCUGCAGGCGCUGGAGGAUGGGCUGAAGGCAGACGUGCAGGCAGUCAGAGCAGAGCUGAGCCAACUCACCGUUGGCCUCACCGGCACCUUCAGCUCCGUGGUGCAGCAGCUCACCUCCCACGCCUUGGCCCAGCUGGAGCAGGCACUGCAGAGGAAAGGAGACCAACCUGAGGAUGCUGAGAGGCUCUGUGAGUUCCAGCAGGGCAAGGUUCUGGAGCAGGUCCUGCAGCUGAGCCACAACGUGUCUGCCAGGCUGGGCCAGCUGGAGAGCUCCUGGCUGAGAUGGGCAGAGGGGGAGGCCCAAGAAACAGCUUUCCAGCUCCAGCAGGACAAGCUCAGCCUCAACAGAGAGGACAACCUUCUCUUGAACACCUUAUGGAAAGAGCUGCAGCAGACCAGAGCUGAACUGAGGGCAUCUCAGAAGUGGGCUGCCCAGCACCUACUGCCAGCAGGCUAUGAAACAGCAAUUCUGUUCCCAAUGCGCUCCAGAAAGAUCUUUGGGAGUGUUCAUCCAACAGCUGCAAUGACCCUCUCCUCCUUCACCAUUUGCAUCUGGGUCAAAGCAACGGAGGUUUUGGACAAAACCAUCGUCUUCUCCUAUGGUACAAAACUCAAUCCCUACGAGAUUCAGCUGUACCUCAGCCAGCAGUCUGCAGUGCUCACCGUAGGUAAUGCCCAGCACAAGGUGGCUGCCAGGAAUGUGGUGGUUCCUGGGAAGUGGAUCCAUCUGUGUGGCACCUGGAGCUCGGAUAAUGGGACCGCAUCGCUGUGGGUGGAUGGAGCGCAAACGGCCACAGCUGUGGGCAUUGCUGACACUCACGUUGUUCCUGAUGGAGGAAUUCUGCAGAUUGGCCAAGAGAAGAACGGCUGCUGUGUCGGAGGAGGGUUUGAUGAAGCUUUGGCCUUCUCGGGAAAGUUAACAGGGUUGAACCUGUGGGACAGAGUGCUCAGCACCGAGGAGAUAGCAGCGCAGGGCGGAGAGGAUGCGUGCAGCUCCCGGGGCAACAUUGUGGGCUGGGGAGUCACGGAGGUUCUGCCAUAUGGAGGAGCUCAGUAUGUUUCUUAGGCCCCAGUAAAGCAGUUUCUGAAGCAGAGCACAUUUCGUUAAGAGCAGAACACCAGUGUACGUACAAGGAACGGAGAUGAAGAAGCCUGUAUCUCUCCAGCUCCCAAGGCAGAUUAGCACCGCAAAUUUACAGUGAGAUGCUGCGGGGUGGGAUUUGAUCUCCGCCUGCUGUUUAGGCAGAACACUGAAAAUACCACAUCCAGACUUGACGUUGGAUAAGCCAUUCCUGAGCUCAGACAAGCACCGUCUCUCUAACUUGUGCUGAAAACUGAGUGCCACUGUGGGCACUGCAGAGCUGCCCGGGGCUCCUGCCCAGACCUGGCAGUGCCAAGCAGGGGCUGCACGCCUCCCAGCCUUCCCUGGCCAUUGCUGCUCACCCUCUGGCAUGAGCUGUACAAGGGGAGCCCAUCAGCCAAGAAGCGUGUUGUUUAUUAAGUGUUGUUAGUAAUUUGUAGGCUACAAAUAGAACUAGCUUCUUGUUUAAAGCAUUUUUAGUGCCACCGACUGACCCGACAUAUAGGAGUAAUAUUCACCAUCAUAAUCUGAUGUUACGUUUCGAGAAAGUGCAGCUGUAUUAUACUGUAAAUUGACUUUGUCGUAAUUUUAUUGAGAUUAUUUUUGUAAGGUUGUUUUGUAAAUAAAGAUACUUUACUAAACGAA
Messenger RNA from Meleagris gallopavo (turkey), 2247 nucleotides. It is a transcript of the gene PTX3, whose product is annotated as pentraxin 3. Gene Ontology annotation, biological process: host-mediated suppression of viral proces; innate immune response. NCBI's taxonomy places the organism in Eukaryota, Metazoa, Chordata, Aves, Galliformes, Phasianidae. The record is from RefSeq and is a predicted model, not a curated record. Gene Ontology annotation, molecular function: complement component C1q complex binding.